This is a messenger RNA of Mugil cephalus (flathead mullet), 2067 nucleotides long. It is a transcript of the gene rab9a, whose product is annotated as RAB9A, member RAS oncogene family. NCBI's taxonomy places the organism in Eukaryota, Metazoa, Chordata, Actinopteri, Mugiliformes, Mugilidae. The record is from RefSeq and is a predicted model, not a curated record. Gene Ontology annotation, molecular function: GTPase activity; GTP binding. Gene Ontology annotation, cellular component: late endosome; lysosome; phagocytic vesicle. The transcript is spliced from 3 exons. Gene Ontology annotation, biological process: retrograde transport, endosome to Golgi; Rab protein signal transduction. Bases 409 to 1017 code for a protein of 202 amino acids.
AUCUGAUUGUUGCUGUCUGACAAGAUCACAUGAUCGAGGGUGUCCAUGUAGCCACCGUUAGCUUGUUAGCUGGUUAGCAGGUUAGCAGCGCUGCCGUCGACCCGCUGGAGUUUACCAGGAAACCGCUAAGCGACCUGACGCUGUCUCGGGCUACGCCAAGUCGAGGAGGUGUCAAACUGACGCAUAGUACUAUUUCCUGGUUUCUUUUUCGAUGACUCGACAGCUAUCUGCCCCUAUUUCUAAGCUGGUUGAACGUUACCUGCAUGGCUGCUCACAUCAACAUUAAGCAAAUGAGCAUGUGACCGAGGACUGGGGUUUUACAGCACAUGAUCCUGACAAGUAGAGGAGGUUCAAAUCAAUCCGGGGUAAAUUAUUUUUUUUUAAGUGAUCGAUAAGGAGUGAACAGCCAUGACAACAAAGACAUCGCUGCUGAAAGUCAUUCUGCUGGGUGACGGUGGCGUUGGGAAGAGCUCCAUCAUGAACCGUUACGUCACCAACAAGUUUGACGCACACCUGUUCCACACCAUCGGCGUCGAGUUCCUUAACAAGGACCUGGAGGUCGACGGCCGAGAAGUUACCCUGCAGAUCUGGGACACCGCCGGCCAGGAGCGCUUCCGCAGCCUGAGGACUCCUUUCUAUCGAGGCUCUGACUGCUGCUUGCUCACCUUCAGCGUGGAUGACAACCAGAGUUUUCUCAACUUAAGUAACUGGAAGAAGGAGUUCAUCUACUACGCGGAUGUCAAGGAGCCGGAGAAGUUCCCGUUUGUAGUCUUGGGCAACAAAGUGGAUGUGACGGAGAGGCAGGUGUCUUCUGAUGAGGCUCGACAAUGGUGCCAGGAAAAUGGCGACUACCCUUAUUACGAGACCAGUGCCAAGGAUGCCACCAAUGUAGCGGUGGCCUUUGAGGAGGCGGUGCGUAGGGUGUUGGCAAUGGAUGAGAGAACGGACCACCUCAUCCCCACGGACACAGUCAAGCUCCACAGAAAGCCUCGCUCCGCCACCACUUGCUGUUCAUAACAUCCAAGAGUUGAUAACAUUACUUCACUAUUAGGCCCGUUUAGUUGACGAGGCUGUAGGUGUGCAAUGCUGUAAUAACAUCUUAUUUAAACAAAUUAUGCUACUGGCUUUGUGAUUUGUUACACUGUUGAAGGUUUGAUAAUGCUAAUAGUUGGACUAAUGAUAAAAAAAUAUAUAUAUCGAAGAGAAAAACACUAAAAUUCAUCCCAGCUGAAUAACAACUAAACCUCACUGCACUGAAUCCUUUUACUCUGCCACUGUUCAAAAGCCUGGCUUUAAAAGGAUUGUGGAAAAUGAGACUAUUUCCUGGUGGCCCGAGACUACCGGUUAUCAGUGAAAUGUUUUCAGGUCUUCUCUCAUGGCUCAUGGUCUACUCUGUCAUAAAUGGAACUCCAUGACGUGAAUUUUAAAUCUGUGUUUGGAUGUAUGUGCAACUAACAGUGGGCUUCAAAACUGUGCACAGUGAUGACCAGUAUAUGUAAAUAGAAAAUAAUUGCAUAAUUACAAUUUUUACCUCUCAGUAGCAUUGCUUCUGAGAAUUAUGAAGUAGCUAAGGCACUACUUUAUAUAACUAACAACUUGAGGCUUAUGAUUACUGCACCUUUAGGUUUGUUUGUGCACACUGCUUUGUGAAUGGCUUUGUGCUGGAAGCACUGAGGGAUUCGUUCCCUAUCACAAAAUAAAUAUUAAACCUUAACAUGCAUGGGAUAUGGUAUAUUUAAGUUUCUGGAAAUUUUUAUAUUUUGUAAGCUGUUUUUACCUUGGAAAUCACUGAAUCCAAUCAUCAGGAGUGUUUCAAGAAUGAUGGAGAAAUGAAAAGUGAAAGAUCCUUGUUCCUUAUUGCUGGGUUUAUUGUUUUAAAUGAUGAUUCCUGAUUUUAAAAGCACUCUAUGAACAUUUUUUUACAGUUACAGUUGAAAGUCUUCCCCACGGCUUAAAAAAAAAGUAGUGAACCGUUCAUUCACCUAAACUACUUCUCAUACGUUCAUCUAUAUUCGAAGUUGUACUACUGUUAUGCCAAAUGAGAAAUAAAAAACCCUGAGAACUGUC